This is a messenger RNA of Leptopilina heterotoma, 3303 nucleotides long. RefSeq names its product ADP-ribosylation factor 6 (gene Arf51F). The record is from RefSeq and is a predicted model, not a curated record. Gene Ontology annotation, molecular function: GTP binding; GTPase activity. Gene Ontology annotation, cellular component: cytoplasm. Bases 253 to 780 code for a protein of 175 amino acids. Gene Ontology annotation, biological process: vesicle-mediated transport; intracellular protein transport. The transcript has 6 exons. NCBI's taxonomy places the organism in Eukaryota, Metazoa, Arthropoda, Insecta, Hymenoptera, Figitidae.
UGCAACAGCUUCAGGCAGCUCCGUCAAAAUCGCAGUCAAAAUGUGUUUAUCUUGUCGAUGAUAAAUUAUCUCUACAGUGUAGAUGUUUUUUGGUGAGUUUUAUUAUCAAAAAAUGAUAAAACCUCUUCAGUCCAGAAGAAAGUUUGCCCAAGAUCUACAGUUUUGUGAUAUGACAUCUAUUAAGAAUCCACACCCACUUGCAAAAUCAAUUACAUAUUAAGGUGCCAGCUGUGUAGGAAGUGUGCCAGUAGAAUGGGCAAACUCUUGUCAAAAAUCUUUGGCAACAAGGAGAUGCGCAUUCUUAUGCUGGGGCUGGAUGCUGCCGGAAAGACUACUAUAUUGUAUAAACUCAAAUUCGGUCAGUCUGUAACUACUAUACCAACAGUGGGAUUUAACGUUGAAACUGUUACGUACAAAAACGUCAAAUUUAACGUCUGGGAUGUAGGUGGACAAGACAAGAUACGUCCUCUAUGGCGUCAUUACUAUACAGGAACGCAAGGACUAAUAUUCGUAGUUGAUUGUGCCGAUAGAGAUCGAAUUGACGAGGCCCGUCAGGAGCUCCAUCGAAUAAUAAAUGACAGAGAAAUGCGCGAUGCCAUUAUUCUAAUUUUUGCCAAUAAACAAGAUGUUCCAGGCGCGAUGAAGCCUCACGAGAUCCAGGAAAAAUUAGGAUUAACGAGAAUACGAGAUAGAAAUUGGUACGUUCAACCAUCCUGUGCUACUACAGGGGACGGACUAUACGAAGGCCUUACGUGGUUGACUAGCAAUCAUAAAUUAUGAACAAAUAGUUAGUCACGUUUCCAUGGUUUCAAGCGGGGAUUACACGCCUGCCUCGUGUUUUUAACUUUAUUGUUACGCAAACUGUGAGGCUCCAAAAACAAAAGAAAAAAUAUCGAAUAGAACUUUGUGUGUGUGAAGAAUCUUUAAAAAAAAGAACAAGAAACUUUUAGGAAAAAAAUGGUGUAUGGGGCGUUUUUUAGAAAAACAUCAGCACUAGGUAAGAAUUGAUUCAAAAAGACAAAAAGAAAAAAAGAAAAAGCUUAUGUAAAGUUUUGUUAUAUUUCUUCUUGGUGUCAACGUUUGUAGAACUUUGCCAAACGGAAUAGAGAGUAAGUUAGACCGAUAACGGGCGUACUCUAGUUUUUGUACAUGUUUUCAGUGUAAUGUUUUUUGAACUAGUAAUGUGCUAUACAUCUUCACGAUGUACUUUGCAUGUAUCUUAAUUUUUAUGUAAAUUUUUGACUGAAACUGUUUCAUAAACAGUAUCUGUAAUUUCUUCCAGUACGCUGCACACCUAACACUAUCAGAGAAGUUAUCAUAUAUUAUACGAAAUAUAUAAUUGAAAAGUUUGACCACACUUUAACGUUGGUCGUGAAACUUUUUUUUAUCUAUCCGGCUUCAUGUGGAGCAUUAAGUACGUAAAAUCGAUAUUCGACCAUGAGCACUUGCCUUCAUUUUUCCCUACCUUCAAUGUACGUUACAAUUAAAUAUCAGAGUAUUAUAUAGAAGAUUCUUUCCACAUCAAAAUACUAUUUACGGAGCGUGUAUCUCUACGAUUAAAAAUUUGUCACAAUGAGGUGUAAAAAAUUGUUUGUUUCAUAGUUAAUAAGGUUCUUAUAAGCUAAAGUUCAUAGGUUAAGGAGAACGAUGAAUAUCACAGGGGCUUAUUUAUUCAUUAACGUUAAUAGCUCAAAGUACCAAUAAUACAAGCAACAAAACAUAAUCUUUCAUUGUAUUAAGUUCAUUAUUUUUUCAAAAUCGAUUAAAAUUUAUUCAACAAUUUUUAGACUUUAUGCACCAAAAAAAAAAGUGAAACGUACUAAGUGUUCUAAAUAGGUACUUCUGCUUCAAAAUUAGAAUUCCAUAAUAAUUAAAUAAAUUAAAUAAAAUGCGAUUCAUUUUUAUUAGCUUGUGCGUAUUAUGAAUAUUAUCAAGAAUAAUAAAUUAGUUAUUUUUGUAUAAAUUCUCUGUUGUGGUGAAAUUAAAUUCCAUAACACCACAUUUUUCUUUUCAAGUUCGACGUUCAAUCUUGUUCAAAGGUUCCCAGCAAGUUGAAAAGUUUUCGCUUAUCUCUUUUGUGCCAAACAGCCCGGGUGAAUAAUGAAAGUGAAUCUCGUGAACAACGAUUCUUACACAAAAAAAUAAUUUUUUUAUUUAGUAGAUUAUUCAAACUUGAAUAUUUUUUUUUUGAAGGAAUUUUGAUUUGCAGGAAUCUUUGUCCAGACAUGUGAAACAUGACUCCAAUGAUUGCACAAUCAUAUGUUUAAAGCAUAGCUAAUUUUUGAAUUAUUUUACAAUUUAUAAUGUAUAACUUUUAAUUUACACCACGAUCUUAAACUUCCAUAUUCUUUCGAAAGAAUGGUGAAAUGUACAUGAUUUUUUGUAAGGGGAAAUUAAUUUCUGAAAUUUUAUUUUUUUACUUAAGUUAUUAUUUUCCAGUGAAGAGGUAUUUUUUCAAAGAGAGAGUUGCUUGGCUAAGAUAUUUAUGUUUAAGUUUAAUUUUGAGACCCGCGUCUAAACGUCCUCGUAAAGACUGGAAUAUUAUAAUAUCUUUAAUUAUAUAAUAAAAAAAAUUGUACACAUCCAAUUAAUAUGUUGGCGCAAAGGAUAUUCACGGCGUGAGUGAUUAAAAUUGUUCCACAUUAGAUUGUAAUUGUACAUAAUAUUUUCUGUACCAUUUGAUUGCUUUUCUAUAGUACACAUGGAACAAUGUAUAACUAAUUUAAUGUUAUUUAAACAAACAAAUUUAAUAUAACAUUCGGAUCUGCAAUUCAAAUCCCAUUAAUUUUUUAAAUUUUGUCAAAAUUUUUCUAUAUUUUUAUAUUUUCAAACAUUAAUAAUUUCUCUCAACAUCAUUACAAGAAUUUCUUUCGAUUUUGAUGAUCGACUUUUUCUACGUUUCUAUAUAGAUUUAAACAAAAAAAGUAACAAUAUUUCACUUUUAACAGAAAAAAACGAAAGGUUUGCAUUUUUUUUUGUUAAAAAUUGUUCCUGUAUUGGAAAAGUUUGAGAUGAAGAGACUUAUGAAAAAGCUUACUUUUGACCCACUCUGCUAGUUAUAUUGAUUCUAAAACAAAAAUGUAUUUUUGCGGAUAAAAUGAAAGUUGACAGGGAAUUAUUGUUGCGUACAUGGAGGAGACUGCGUGCCAAUGUUUUAUAUAUAUAAAAAAGAAAUAUGGACUCUAUAGUUCCGUUUUUUGUCAAAUUUUUGUAGUCUUCUCUCCGACGAAACAAGAAAACAUUUUAUAAUCUAUCCUGCUGUUGAAGUAAAUAAACCAGAACCAUUUAUCAUUCACAAUUAAA